Molecule: messenger RNA, 1210 nt
Organism: Anguilla rostrata (American eel)
Lineage: Eukaryota; Metazoa; Chordata; Actinopteri; Anguilliformes; Anguillidae
Product: transcription factor HES-5-like
Exons: 2
Coding region: 49-540 (163 amino acids)
Biological process (GO): anterior/posterior pattern specification; regulation of transcription by RNA polymerase II; regulation of neurogenesis
Cellular component (GO): nucleus
Molecular function (GO): protein dimerization activity; DNA-binding transcription factor activity, RNA polymerase II-specific; RNA polymerase II cis-regulatory region sequence-specific DNA binding
Source: RefSeq, a predicted model, not a curated record
GAUCACACUCACUCUACACAGAGACCUCUACAGCACAGACACCCAGCCAUGGCACCUACAGUACCUGCAGCACUGACCUACUCUAAGGAGCACCUGAUUCUGACCAACAAGCUGAGAAAGCCGAUGGUGGAGAAGAUGCGCAGAGAUCGUAUCAACAGCAGCAUUGAGCAGCUCAAGUCUCUCCUUGGACCAGCAUUUCUACAGCAGCAGCCAGACUCCAAGCUGGAGAAAGCAGACAUUCUGGAGAUGGCAGUUUUCUUCCUCAAACGGCAGCAGCAGCAGCUAGUGAGCAGCUCCUCCUCCUCCUCACUUGUCAGUCAGGGGUACUCCAGGUGUGCCCAAGAGAUCGAGCAUUUCCUGUCCAGGGAGGAAGUGAUGUCGCAAUCCCAGAGAAGACUCCUGAACCAUUUCCAGAACCUGCCACCUUCCUCUGAUCAAACUGAGUUUCAGAGUGUGUUUCUUCAGCUGAACUCUCCAGCCAGACAGACCACCAGCAAAGAGGAGACUCCAGUCAAAGGCGCCCUCUGGAGGCCCUGGUAGAGUCCUGCAGACUCUCACUGGACACUCAGACUAACAGAAUUGAAGAGACCUGUCUAAUAUGGGCCUGGACAGUAAUUCUCAGUGUGUAGGAAGUGUUUAUCUUCCUUUUCUGCAUGUGUAACAGGUUAACAAUAUUUGUAGAAUGAAGUAUAUGCUAAAAUUACAUAUGUUUACAUAUUUUCUAUUCUUCUUUCGUAAGAAUUUAUGAAAAAGUUAUGACAAAGUCAAUUAUAUGUAGCCUUUUAAAGGUUUAAAAAAAAAUACUAUUUCAUAGUAUGAAAAUGAGAAGUUCAACACAAGGUGUUUUGAAUAACGUUUGAAAAGAUUUUUUACUCACAUUGAGUUAGUAUUUUUAAUUACAGACUGAAUGGGAUUUUUUGAAAUCUUAUUUUUAUGUGAAUUAAAAAAAGAAAUGGUUUCCUCCAUGAAGAGAAGGCAAGAUCGAAUCUUCUAGCAUGUAAAUGCUUGAGAAAUGUUUAAGUGCUUAUACUGCCUCUACCUGUCUUUUAUAAAGGUCUUGUAAUGUACACUGUACAACCUAUGAAUGUCUGCAUGUCUUGGAUAUGAAUUCAAUCAAUUGUACUGAUCAUUUAUCACAGUUUAUAUUUGACUAAGAAUACCUUUUUCAAGAAUUGGAUGAUGUUACCUUCUGUGAAGGACUUCUGUUUUU